AUGCGAGAUACGGGCCUGCAGUCAGGGGACGAGGGUGCCUACGGGGGCGGCUGCGGCGAGCAGCACUUCGCAGCGCGGCGAUCCUUCUCGAGGAUCAGCAGCAGAGCUGCUAGCAAAGCAUCGCACAUCCAGGUCUCCCCUUGGCCCCAGCAGUCCCCCGAGGCCGGCGGCCCAGCUGCACGGCUGGAGAAUCCGCAAGGCGGCCUCGUCCUACGCACUGGCAACGGGAUGCCAAAAAUAAAGCUGGCGGCUCUGUGCCAGCCCGGCCCUUCCAGCGGUGGGAUCUCUUGGUGGCAGGGGCUCUGGCUGCUCCUCUACUACCGGGAGCGGCGGCUGAGCUACCACACGCUCUGCCUCUUCCUCUGCCUGCUCUGGGCAGCCCUCAGGACCACCCUCUUCUCCUUCUACCUGCAGAACUCCCUGCAGGCCCUCCGCCUCCAGCAGCCCUUCGCCCACUGGCUCCUCUACUGCCUGCCCGGCUGCCUGCUCUUCUCCAGCCUCUGCCUCCUCAACCUCUAUUUCGCUGAGGUCAUAUUCAAAGUGAAAUGUGCAGCUGAAUUCAACAAGUACAAGGUCCUGUUGUAUCUGGGCUCCAUAUUUACCAGCCUCCUCUUCUUAGUUGUGAACUUAACUUGUGCAAUGUUAAUCCAUGGUGAGGUCCCGGAGAACCAGCUGAGGUGGACAGUCCUUGCCCGCGCCCUGGUCAACGACAGCCUCUUCAUCCUCUGUGCCAUCUCGCUGGCUUGCUGCAUGUGCAAACUGGGAAAGAUGUCUUCAGCGAAUGUCUACCUCGAGUCUAAGGGAACAUCUGUCUGCCAGGCUAUUCUUGUGGGAUCUGUAGUUGCUCUUCUGUAUUCCUCAAGGGCUUGUUAUAACCUGGUAGCUGUGGCCAUAUCUCCAGACAGCGUUCCUGGUCCUUUUAACUAUGGCUGGGACAACCUUUCAGACAAGGUGCGCGUGGAAGUGAGCGGCGAAGAAUACGUGGUGUUCGGCGUCGUCCUCUUCCUCUGGGAGCUGGUGCCAACCACUUUCGUGGUGCUGUUCUUCCGGGCUCAGAGACUGAGUCAGAACUUGACCCCAGCGGGGAUGGUCAACAGUCAUAGUUACAGCUCCAGAGCCUACUUCUUCGACAAUCCGAGGCGCUACGACAGCGAUGAUGACUUGUCACGGCUUGGGGCCAGAGAAGGAGGCUUGGCCACCCCUCAGUGCUCUGGCUGCUACGGGUCCCUGGCUGGGAAUGACAGCUACGCAGUGGGUCCCCGUCUCGGCGGAACCGCUACAGACAGUGCCCCCUUGCUCUUUGCCGCAGGCGGCUCGGAGAUGAAUAACCACCAUAGCUCAUACCCUGCACCACAGAACUGA
This is a messenger RNA of Nipponia nippon (crested ibis), 1362 nucleotides long. It is a transcript of the gene GPR137C, whose product is annotated as G protein-coupled receptor 137C. Gene Ontology annotation, cellular component: lysosomal membrane. The record is from RefSeq and is a predicted model, not a curated record. Gene Ontology annotation, biological process: positive regulation of TORC1 signaling. Lineage: Eukaryota; Metazoa; Chordata; Aves; Pelecaniformes; Threskiornithidae.